This is a messenger RNA of Raphanus sativus (radish), 1433 nucleotides long. RefSeq lists its product as uncharacterized. The record is from RefSeq and is a predicted model, not a curated record. Gene Ontology annotation, molecular function: zinc ion binding; ubiquitin-protein transferase activity. The transcript is spliced from 6 exons. The coding region runs from base 219 to 1004 and encodes 261 amino acids. NCBI's taxonomy places the organism in Eukaryota, Viridiplantae, Streptophyta, Magnoliopsida, Brassicales, Brassicaceae. Gene Ontology annotation, cellular component: membrane. Gene Ontology annotation, biological process: protein ubiquitination.
UUUACGGGAAAAAUCUUGGAAGUUGUCUCUCUAUCUUCCCCAGAUUUGUUUUUUGUUUUGAAAGCAAAACCACAACUUCUUUGCGUCUCUGCUAACAUUCCUCCCGAUUUUUCUGCUCUUAAAUCAAGGACAAGAAAUCCUCCUACUCCACGCUAUAAACACUUCUCUUCUUGAACUUUUCCAGGUGAUUUUCUUGAUUUGUUUUUGUGAGGCUGAAGAUGAGUGAACACAUGGUGGUAAAUGUGGAUCGACUGAUGCGUCCGGUUCCUUCACCUCCCGUUGAGUCUGAAACACCUGAGCCGUCUUGCAUCAUGGAGGAUAAUGCAGUUGAUAUCUACGAGGGAGAGGAGGAGGAUCCACUGGUUUGGUGGGGGGAGUGUCGUAUUUGUCAGGAGGAAUCUGCUAUUAAGAAUCUUGAGAGCCCAUGUGCUUGCAAUGGAAGCUUAAAGUAUGCUCAUAGAAAAUGUGUUCAACGUUGGUGCAAUGAAAAGGGAAACACUAUAUGUGAGAUCUGUCACCAGCCAUACCAAGCUGGAUAUACCUCUCCACCACCUCCACUCCAAUCUGAAGAAACUACUAUUGACAUUGGUGGAGGAUGGACAAUCUCAGGUUUGGAUUUAGACCAUCCACACCUACUGGCAAUCGCAGAAGCUGAACGUCAGAUUCUAGAGUUGGAGUAUGAUGAUUAUACAGAACCAGAUACUAGUCUAGCUGCAUUUUUCCGCAUAUCUGCUCUAAUUAUGAUGACUCUUCUAUUGCGGUACGCAUUGACUAUACCAGAUUAUGCAGAUGGUGAAGAGGAGGACCCUUCUUCUAUACUUUCACUUUUCUUACUCCGAGCUGCCACUUUUCUUCUUCCUUGCUACAUCAUGGCUUCAGCCAUUAGUAUCUUGCAUCGGCGAAGACAAAGACAGGAAGCAGAGGCUUUGGCCACCCGGUUUGCGUUGGUGCUUAGCUCACGUCAACCUAGUGCCAUGGUUAAUUAUCUAUCGAUGGAGCCUUGAUUUACACCACAAUUCUGGUACUUCAGAAAAAGAUAUGGUUUGAAAGAGUAACUUGCAAUAAGUAAAAAGAACAGAAGAUCCAUUGAAUAAAUCUCCUCUUUCUUUCACUUGUUGCAUUGCAACUGACACUUUUCUGAUGAAAUUACUGAGUCAUGUGUGGUGUAGUCAAGAUGACGUAGCUAUAGAAUCAUCACAAGAUCUACACAAAGGUCCUUUUGAGUCGGCUUUCUCACAAGUUAAAGCGUGCCCAAAAAGUGUCCUAACUUAGUGCAUGGUUCUUUUGCUAAAGUAGAAAGAUUAUGUCAUCUUGUGUAUGUAGAAUUAAAAGUAUCUGAUUCGGUGCACUGUAUAAACUGAAAGAUGUUUAUGUUUCUUUCUCUGUAAUGUAACAUUGAGCUUUACAAUGACAUUACAAGCAUUUAACUUUGA